This is a messenger RNA of Puccinia triticina, 303 nucleotides long. RefSeq lists its product as uncharacterized. The transcript has 2 exons. The coding region runs from base 1 to 303 and encodes 100 amino acids. NCBI's taxonomy places the organism in Eukaryota, Fungi, Basidiomycota, Pucciniomycetes, Pucciniales, Pucciniaceae. The record is from RefSeq and is a predicted model, not a curated record.
AUGGCUGAUGAUGUAGAAAUCGAAGAAAUCGACCCAUUUCUAGGCGAGGAAGAAAUGGUGGAGAUUGACCCCCAAGAUGCAUCAGAAGGCGAGCUCUCCGAAACCAAUGAACCUUCUGCAGCGAAUCCAACAACCAAGAAGGAUGUUCCCUUUGCUGAAGGGGACCUUGGUUAUACUUUACUCAAGGAAUUCCUGGUUGAGGAAUUCAAAUUGAAGCUUGAGGCAAACCCAAAACCAACUGAACCUGUAACAGCUCAAAAGGAACAGCUUAUUGAAUCCAAUGACGAAGACUUCAACUAUUAA